This is a messenger RNA of Botrytis deweyae, 2356 nucleotides long. RefSeq lists its product as uncharacterized. The coding region runs from base 395 to 2038 and encodes 547 amino acids. Gene Ontology annotation, molecular function: monooxygenase activity; oxidoreductase activity, acting on paired donors, with incorporation or reduction of molecular oxygen; heme binding. The record is from RefSeq and is a predicted model, not a curated record. NCBI's taxonomy places the organism in Eukaryota, Fungi, Ascomycota, Leotiomycetes, Helotiales, Sclerotiniaceae. The transcript has 4 exons.
GCAUAUCGAAAUUGCAUUUGUAUUCUGCCUACUUCCCGUAGGUGAUCCAAUCUUAAAUCGCUACAUUUUGUAGCAGUUGGUGACUAAUAUCUCGCCAUCGUUGUCAAGAAUGAAGUACCUCUUCGCACCUGGGCAGCUGGAGCACCAAGAACCUCACUCGGCCUUCACUUACAUUGCUGCGCCCCUUUAAAGCCUUUUCAAGCAUAAUCUUCUAUCCAUGGAUGGAUCUACCAAUCUCACUGCUUGUGCGUUGUAUCAUGUGGCUUUGAAGCAGUAGUGAAUUCUCGGUUCGACGUACCAUCGUUUGAUAUCUCGACAGUUAGAAUCAAAUCUUUACAAACAACAAACAACAAACAAACAUACAAACAUACAAACAGACAAUCUUCACGCCAUCAUGGAUGUUUUCCAGGCCAAGCCAAUCUUUACGGCUGUCUCAGUCGCAGGAGUAACUUUGCUGGGCUAUUUCUUCACACGACUCUAUGCAGCGCGGAUGCUCAUGGUAAAGCUUCAGAAGCAAGGCUGCCCUGUAGCACCUGGACAUUCCUUCCUCUUUGGCCACCUUCUCCUACUUGGGAAAAUGUCCAGGCGCCUUCCAAAAGAUGCUCACUACCAAUAUAUGUUCGGCGAGAUCUACCGCGACCAUUUUGAGUCUACAGGCGUAUAUUAUAUGGAUCUCUGGCCCAUGACUGGACUCUUCAUGUGCAUCCACUCUCCCACGACUGCCAUCUCUGUAACGCAGACCAAUACUCUAAUCGCCGCGCGCAAAGUUGACCUUUUGCCACGCUUUUUCAAGCCAAUCGCGGGAGGCCCCUGUCUCUUCGAUAUGCCCGAAGAAGCAUGGAGACCGUGGCGCGCUGUAUUCAAUAAGGCGUUUAAUAAUGAACAUUUCCAGAAGCUGGUCCCGGGGAUGGUCAAGCAAAUCGAAGUUUAUAAGGAUAUUUUAAGAGAGCACGCCGAAAAGGGCGAUAUGUUCUAUCUGGAUACCACGACUCUGCGCUUCACUAUGGAUCUAAUUGGAAAGACAAUCAUGAACACCGAAUUUCAUGCUCAACGCGGGUACAAUGUUCUUGCAGACUCUAUGAUUAGCCAAAUUCGCUGGCAUGAGCCUGCCGCAGCUAUCGACCCCUUCAGCCGCAUAAAUGUAGCACGAUGGUAUAUGGAAUGGUCUAACGGAAGAAAGAUGGAUGCAUAUAUUAGUGCAGAGCUAGAUCGAAGAUAUGCGGAAUACAAAGCCGACUCCAAGGAUUCACGCAGCAAAGCUAUUAUUGAUCUCAUUUUGCAAGCAGAAAUCGCCCCCGACGCCGAUGUCAAGCCUGACAAACUAGACCCUGAUUUCAAGGCAUUCGCGAUUAGGCAAAUCCGCUUGUUUGUUUUCUCGGGUCAUGACUCACUCAGUAGUACAAUCUGCUAUAUCUACCAUUUACUCUCGAAAAAUGUCGAGCCGAUGCGGAAAGUCAGAGAAGAACAUGAUCUUGUUUUUGGAAAACAGAUUGAUGGAGCAAGCGAGCUUUUGAAAACCAAACCACAUCUCGCAAAUGAUUUGCCUUACACAACAGCUGUCAUCAAGGAAACGCUUCGACUUUUUCCUGCCGCGUCAAGUUCCAGACAAGGAUAUCCAGGUGUGACUCUUUAUGAUGAUCAGGGCACUGCAUGUCCUACCAAUGGUGCAGUCUGCUUCAUUGAUCAUGUAGGGAUGCACCGCGCGCCGAAGUACUGGGUUAGACCUGAAGAAUUUCUUCCAGAACGAUGGCUGGUAGACCCAGGCCAUGAGCUAUACCCUGUGAAAGGUGCAUGGAGACCGUUCGAAUAUGGCCCAAGAAACUGUAUUGCCCAGGGACUAGUCAUGACGGAGUUGAGGGUUUUGUUGGCCUGCACUGUACGAGAAUUUGUGUUUGAGGAUGCAUAUGAAGAAUGGGAUAGGUCUCAUAAGAAGAAAGGCCCACAAACUCAUAGAGGAGAGAGAGCAUAUCAGAUUGAAGAAGCUGCGGCACACCCGAGUGCCCAUUAUCCUUGCCGAGUGAGGAUGAUGAAUGUUUGACAUUAGAAUUGGGUUGAAUAAGGGGUGACGUGAGGUAAUAAUGGGAUUCGGUAAUGACGACGGUUAGCAAUAAAGUAGAUAAGUGAGUUAAUUGCAAAGUGAUUCAUAACAACAAUGUUCAUAUGACUAGCAAUCUCAACGAGAUGCUUGAUAUCCUCAUGAUACCGGCCAUGAUCAAAACCUAUAGCUUUCUAUGGGUGCUUGGAUAACUUUCAAGACGCAACACGACCAAAUUCAUGGUAAAUUCCAGCUCUUCAAAUAUGCAGGAUAAAUACAUGCUGUGCAGGCGCUACCUUCCAACAGAAUCGUAAUGUGUAA